Fusarium oxysporum Fo47 is the source of this 1099-nucleotide messenger RNA. Its product is annotated as 40S ribosomal protein uS5. Gene Ontology annotation, molecular function: RNA binding; structural constituent of ribosome. NCBI's taxonomy places the organism in Eukaryota, Fungi, Ascomycota, Sordariomycetes, Hypocreales, Nectriaceae. The record is from RefSeq and is a predicted model, not a curated record. Gene Ontology annotation, biological process: translation. Gene Ontology annotation, cellular component: ribosome; cytosolic small ribosomal subunit. The transcript is spliced from 3 exons. Bases 140 to 913 code for a protein of 257 amino acids.
CAAAAAUUGUGUGCGCUAUCCACCCCACCUGGGCCAAAAAGUUCCAGUAUCGCCAACACCAACAGCAGCAUCUUGCUCUUGCGCAGACCACAUCUUGCCUCCCACCCCCUCCAGCGCAAAACAACAAAAAUCCUUCACAAUGGCUGAUCGUGGAGCUUCUCGCGGCGGUGGUUUCGGAUCCCGAGGCGGUGAUCGCGGCCGAGGACGUGGACGUGGCCGUGGUCGUGGUCGCGGCAAGAACGAGGAGAAGGAGUGGCAGCCCGUCACCAAGCUCGGUCGAUUGGUCAAGGCCGGCAAGAUCAACAGCAUGGAGGAGAUCUACCUUCACUCUCUGCCCAUCAAGGAGUACCAGAUUGUCGACAACUUCCUGCCCAAGCUCAAGGAUGAGGUCAUGAAGAUCAAGCCCGUCCAGAAGCAGACCCGUGCCGGUCAGCGAACCCGAUUCAAGGCCAUUGUCAUCAUUGGUGACUCCGAGGGCCACGUCGGUCUCGGUAUCAAGACCUCCAAGGAGGUUGCUACCGCCAUCCGUGCCGCUAUCAUCAUUGCCAAGCUCAGCGUCAUCCCCGUGCGACGAGGUUACUGGGGUACCAACCUUGGUCAGCCUCACUCCCUGCCCUGCAAGGAGUCUGGCAAGUGCGGUUCCGUCACCGUCCGUCUCAUCCCCGCUCCCCGUGGUACUGGCCUCGUUGCCUCUCCCGCUGUUAAGCGAUUCCUCCAGCUUGCCGGUGUCGAGGACGCCUACACCUCCUCCGCCGGUUCCACAAAGACCCUCGAGAACACCCUCAAGGCUACCUUUGUGGCCGUCUCCAACACUUACGGCUUCCUUACCCCCAACCUCUGGAAGGAGACCAAGCUCAUCAAGAGUCCCCUGGACGAGUACGCCGACACACUGCGGGAGGGUAAGCGAUACUAGAGCUAGAGCGGGAAAGUUUUAUGCUGGGAGCUGGAAACUGGUGCCGCGGAGUCACGAUUCCUUGUGUUUCAUUGCAUAGGUUGGCCGGUUAGGACACGUCGGAUCUGAGGCUAUGAGAAAUAAUGGCUUAAGGUCUGAAUGAAAAAGAAAUUUCAUCCUUCAUGAUUGCUUUUUUUGCAAAACAAA